AAAAAUGAGUUUAUUGACUUGUCAAAUGUCAUUUCUGAAUUCAAUAAACUAACCUCACAUUCUCAUAAUUACAACUAUCGUCUGUAUUUAUAUCUGGUUUGGUAAACUAUGUUGAGUAGUGAAAUAUUUUUUAAGCAUUUUAUAUAAUUCUGCUAUUUACUAGUUAAUAUUAGAUGGCGUUUCCUCAGCCUAACGCUCAAAGAGAACUGACAAAUAGGAAGAUUUUGGAGGAGUUGCAGUUGAAGAAACAAAUGCUUUUGAAGCAAGCUGCCGUGGCACCGCUCACCGCCACCACGAUCAGCCUUACGCAGCCUAGCCCCGCCGGAUCACUGCCUAUGUGCUCUAUCCCCCCAGUAUCUGCUACUGCUGGUUUCCCACAACUCCCAGAAGCAAACAUAAUAAACACAAGCCACCGCGCUGCCUUGCAGCACGCCAACGCCACAUCCUGUGGCUUUUUCGUCUCCCAAGACUCUUCAUUCGGAAACCAAAUCCUACCAGUGCUACCGAGGUUUGACAGCAAGUGA
Molecule: messenger RNA, 524 nt
Organism: Cydia pomonella (codling moth)
Lineage: Eukaryota; Metazoa; Arthropoda; Insecta; Lepidoptera; Tortricidae
Product: SOSS complex subunit C homolog B
Exons: 3
Coding region: 174-524 (116 amino acids)
Biological process (GO): DNA repair
Cellular component (GO): nucleus; SOSS complex; nucleoplasm
Source: RefSeq, a predicted model, not a curated record